Molecule: messenger RNA, 2658 nt
Organism: Phlebotomus argentipes
Lineage: Eukaryota; Metazoa; Arthropoda; Insecta; Diptera; Psychodidae
Product: immediate early response gene 5-like protein
Exons: 1
Coding region: 1422-2249 (275 amino acids)
Source: RefSeq, a predicted model, not a curated record
AUGGAUAACCAACGCAUAACAUGACACUGAAUCACCUGAUAGUCUAACAAUAAUCACAUGGUCUGUGUGAGAAUCACAACUGGUGCAAGCAUUCGUCACCUACCAGGACAUUACUUCGUCUUCAUCAUCACUAUGAAUACGAAGAGUUCACAUGAAUGUGAAUAUUAAGUGUAUUGGAGAGUGAGAGAGAUAUUUCGUAAAGUAUGUAGGCCGUGACGUCAAGUGAAGAGGGAGAAAGAUUGAUGCCGAGUUUAUAAGUAGGAGCCACUGGUUGGCAGAAGUCUCAAUCCAGUUUCAGCGGUUAACGACUUGAGACUCUUGUUCAAAAGCUCAAUAAUUCCGCGCGCAAUAUUAAUCACUUCUACAUUGAGGGUGACACUGUGUGUGUGUGUUCACAUCUGUACAGUGACUGUGUGCGAAGGGGAUAGCGUGAGAGGCAAGGUGUGCAGAACAGAGAAGGACAGAAGAUAGCAGUGAGACAGUCACUUGAGGAAUUGGAUGAUGUAUCGAGUUUGGAUUUAAGAGGCACCUUUUUUCUCCCCAUUGAAUGCCACACGGCGCGUGUGUGUGCAAAGAGUUUUUCAAUAAAAUUUCACACAACCUACACACACAAUAGGUAGUGUCGUGUGGAUUUUCGAUAGAGGAGGCAGUGAGUGGAAAUAGCGUGGAAGGGACACAGUGCUUGAGGAAGGAGUGUGUGGCGUCAGGAGACAAAGAAAGGAAUAAGGAGAGCGCCCACGAGUGAUGAAUGCGCGGGAAAGAGAGUGAAGGCGCGGGAAUCAAUACUGGUGGGAAGGUGAAAAGAGAUCAAUGGACAUAGUUUUUGGAUCACCCAAUUGAAGACGCAGCGACAGCACAGGCCCACAGAUGGUGAUUUUUAUGUGGAGCAAGUGAAAUGCAAAAUAAUUGGGAAUAACACAGAGGAACAGAGUGAGGAGUGACAAGAGAGACCGUGAGCAUACACACUGUCUUGGUGUGGAAGUGAGAGAAGGCAUUGUUGAGUGAUAUUGAGAAAUUAUCACCAAACACGUAGACAAAUUUUUUUUACAUCACCCGAGUUAGUCACAUUUUCUUCAGUUGAGAAAAAAUUACAUAGGAGGACAGAGACGGAAAAGUAUCAAGCGCAGUGGUGUUUGUGUGCGACUGAAAAUUUUCCUCUGACUCACUCUUAUCGCGUUGACGUCCUCGAAAAAGCAUAAAGUGACGAAGAGCAUUUUGAUUGCCUCAAAUACACACAGAGACUGUGAAUUGCUUGGACAUUUUUUUUCGCUUCGUCUUCUGAGAAAGAGAGAGAAUAAUUGUGAUUCACUUGUAAAGUACCCGCGGGUGCGAUAAAAAUCGAUAGACGAGGCACAGGGAUAUUUCUUAGUGGAAAUCAUCAGAGUCUUAGAAAGCAAUUGGAAAGGAAGUCCGACGAAAGAAUGGCUGCGGAAGCACAACGCCUAAUUGGGAUUUCGCUGAGCAAGAUUGCUCAGUCGCGAAUGGAGCGCGGUGGAAUUUCGCUGCACAAGAACCUGUUGGUGGCCACAGUGCUGCAGAAGGCGAGAAUCAUAUUCAUGGAGGAGGCGUAUCACAUGGUGCACGGACAUUACCCUCAUGAGCAGGCGGCGGCGGCAGCGGCUGCCAUCUCAGCUGCGGCGGCUCAGAUGAGGAAUCGCUAUUUUUGCGAGCAGCAAGAGGCGCUGUGCAGGAGCUACAAGGAGCAACAUCAGCUGAUCAUAAGGCGCGAUGGAGAGAUUGUGGGCAGAGAGGGCGAAGAGGAGGAGCUCGAGGAGGACGAGGAAGACCCCGAGGACGACACUGAGAGAAUGUGCGGUGAGGAAGAAGAGGAGGAGGUGGACGACAAGGAGAACGAAGCACCCAUCGAACUGACGUACUACGACCUGGACAACCACAUUAAGAUCAGAGACAAUCCCAAGAGGAGACGAGAGGUGAGCGAGUGGGAGACAGAAGAGGCCGUGCUCUCCAUUCUGCCCAAGAGACUGUGCCGUGGCGAGGACAAGAUCCCUGAAGUGACCACGACGUGUCCUGAACAGGAAGAAGAGGCCACAGCGGCGGAGCCAUUCCUCGAGGAAUCUGAGCACAGCACAGUGGCGGAACCCAUGGAGAUCAGUCGAAUAACAUCGCUGGUGUCUAUCUUCAGCUUUGGCAACCUCACGAGGCAAUCACCUGCGUCUUCGCCAGCGGAUUUGCACACAUUUCGCGGCCAGAACACCACCAACACGUCCAGCGUAGCGAUGACGGCAUGAGGAAGGUUGCUGGCCAGCGAUUCUCACAACCACGGGGAUGUACCGUUAACCAGGGCGGGAUUAGACAUUCUAAGAGAAUUAGAUCUCGCGUGGAUUUUGGCGGGAGGGCACAGCGCUGCAAGAAUCUUAACCGUCGAACUCUGUUUUAGGAGUUGGAGAGAGAGAGAGGGAAGAGUUAAAAGUUUGCCACAGAUAUAACAAUUGUGAAUGUGUGAGAAAGUCUCAUUGUAUUUAAAUUAAAUGUUGAGUGUCCAAUGCCUCUGAAAAAAAUGAGAUCUUGCUUAAGAGGUCUCGGUAGGUCUUUUUUUGUUCAUAUAGGAUUAAAUGCUGCACACGAGCCAGGCGCAUAAAUUCUUGUAUAAUGAGAUUUGUGAAACAGGAAUAAAAAUCUUUAAUUUUUCUAAAUGCA